Molecule: messenger RNA, 4301 nt
Organism: Helicoverpa zea (corn earworm)
Lineage: Eukaryota; Metazoa; Arthropoda; Insecta; Lepidoptera; Noctuidae
Exons: 6
Coding region: 395-1609 (404 amino acids)
Source: RefSeq, a predicted model, not a curated record
UGCUUAGCGCGCGCAGUGCGCACCCCGCCCACAAAUGGCUGUCAAGUGCAAAAGUGAAUUGAUAUAUUAUUUUAUUAUAUUUUAGGAAAUUAGUACGAUUUAUGUAUGAGUAUAUCUAUUAGCUAUGAAUUUAGAUAGUGUAUAUAUUUUAUAAUAAGUGAGAAGGUUUUAUAUUGCCGUGUCCGUGUGAAAAUACAGUAAAAAUAGUCAUGUACGGAUGUAUUAGUAGUUGAAUUUUUAUAAUUAAUUCCCAGCUGGUCUUAACCCGUCACUUGAUUUUAAAGUGUAAAUAACGUUGAUAAAAAGCAACACCUUACAAUGGUCCUUUGUGCCAUACACUGAAGUUACUGUGAAUUAGUGAAAUUCUUCUGGCAGCCAGUGACGAGGCGUCCCAAUGCAUUUUUGGAUAGAUAAACGCAGCCAGUGUGCCUACACCGGCCGUCAUCGUGUCCCAUCUUCACUUUCUGCUGGGCGAGCGCGUGGACGCGUGUGCGCGAGCGCGGGCGGGCGCAAGGGCAUGGCGGCGCCCGUGCACCGCUUCGCCGCCGUCGACUGCCCGCCGCGCCGCCCGCACCGCCCGCAUCGACAUGCUGGGCCUCCACCGAUGCCCGCGGUCCACUCCUCGCGGCGGCAGAAUGACGAGCCGAGCUUAUACGUGGAGAUACCAGCGGAGCCCCCGCAGCCGACCAUCGCCAGCCUCGCGGCCGCGCGCUCCGUCACCCCCGACACCUUGCUACGGACCGCAGCCCUAGGGCUCCACCACUCGCCCAUGAUGGCACCCCACUUGAAGUUCGGCAUGCUGGUGUCUUUCGCGCUGGCUACUGUUUUCCUUGCGGGGGCGAAGUACUACUUUGAUCGGCAGGUGGGCGUGAUCCGCGAGCGCGGCGGUGGCGCCGGGGCCGGCGCGGGCGGCGGGUCGGCGGGCGUGGUGUGCGCGGCCGUGGCGUGCGUGUGCGGCGUGGGCUGCGCGCUGUCGCUGUGCCGCGCGCGCCCGCCGCCGCCGCUGCCGCCCGACCGCGUGUCCAGCACCGCGCAGCGCGACAGGCAGGUGAGUGAGUGUACUGCAGGGCCCCGCGGCGUGUGCGGCGUGGGCUGCGCGCUGUCGCUGUGCCGCGCGCGCCCGCCGCCGCCGCUGCCGCCCGACCGCGUGUCCAGCACCGCGCAGCGCGACAGGCAGGUGAGUGAGUGUACUGCAGGGCCCCGCGGCGUGUGCGGCGUGGGCUGCGCGCUGUCGCUGUGCCGCGCGCGCCCGCCGCCGCCGCUGCCGCCCGACCGCGUGUCCAGCACCGCGCAGCGCGACAGGCAGGUGAGUGAGUGUACUGCAGGGCCCCGCGGCGUGUGCGGCGUGGGCUGCGCGCUGUCGCUGUGCCGCGCGCGCCCGCCGCCGCCGCUGCCGCCCGACCGCGUGUCCAGCACCGCGCAGCGCGACAGGCAGCCACCACCUUCAGAACCUUCGGACGACAUAUCACUCGCGACUCUCCUCCAAUCGUCUGAGCGCUCGCAGCCUCUAUCGGAGUCACCGGAGGCGCCGCCCCCGUACAAGAUCGCGGUGCUGAUGCCGGGGCGCGACGCUAGCCCUCCGCCCCCCGCAUACAGCUCGCUCAGCUAGCUAGCGCCGCCCGUGACUCAGGAGUUCAUCAUAUAGACUGCACGUGAGGGUAAGGUUCAACUUUUUAUAACACCGAUAAUCUUACAGGAUUCUACCAAAUAGUAGUUUUGUUUUUGUAUUUGGCAACACUGGUUCAGUUAAAGUAUUGCCAGUUUGUGGUAGCUUUAGUAUUUUUUUGUGAAAAAUAAUUUGUUUAGUCUUAUUUUUACGACAGUUAUAUGAGUGCACUAUUUAGAAAUUCUGUGGCUUCCAUUAAGAUUAAAAGAAGCCAAAUUAGCAAUAUCCGAGAUAUAGAAUAAUUUGCAUUUAAAAUAUUUUUACACGUAAUUUUAAUGUUUAAAGAACCCAAGAUUUAGUAGGUCUAGUCCAAACCUUACCCUUGUAGUCUUAUGUAAACGUUUCUACCCUGACUCACGAUAAAUCACCAUUUGUGAAUAAAAUCACUAAAAUGAUCUUAAUAUCUUCACGAUCACACUUUUCGAAGAUUCCCACCCUUUCUUAUGAUAACAAAGUUUUCCUUCCCUUCCCAAUAUUUAAAAAUAUGGCACUGUUCAAUAGAAGUUUGUACCAUUUUGGUAGAUUUUGAACGAUACAAAAGUAUAGACUAUUUUGUUUUUUGAAACUUGACGAUGAGAUUUUUUUGGUGAUUCAACUGUUUGUAACAAAUGACUAACAGCUAUUAGUCGCUAUAUGGUCUUUUCACCAUAAUUUUUGUACUGUCUGGAAGUACCAGUAUCCAGAAUCCUGAAAUGAAACAGGCUGUACAUCGUCUGCCUAGCCUUUUCCCAAUUAUAUGGGGGUUAGCUUCCAGUCUAAACGGAUACAGAUAAGUACUAAUACCAGUGUGUUAUGUACAGUUGAUGCCCAAAAAUAUAAAGAAAUUAACUGUCUUUAUAAUGUUUAUGUGUUGUACAACUAUGGGGAAUUUUAACAAUAUUAAUUGUGGUAUGUAAGUAAUUUUAGGAAUAUAUUGAUGAUUGUUAUAAACCUGUAUGGUUAUGAGGAGUACAAAGGACAUUCUAUCGCCUUUUUUACCCUGUUGAAUAGUUAUUGGCUAUUUAACGCCAGUAUAAGGCUUAAGGUUAAUUAAGUUAUUAUUGAUGGUACAAUUAAUUUAUUAAAAUUCCCUAUUAAAUAUUAGGGCACUUGAAAAAUCUAUGUCAUAAAAUAUAAUUGAAGUGAGAACUUUAAGCGAAUGUCAAUGUGAACAAUGACUAAGAAAUUACUUGUGUGUUAUAUAAUAUUAUACAUAACGGCCAGCUAUUAUAAAUAAUCGUCGUCAUCAAGGCUUGACAAGAUACUUAACAUUUUCUGUCCGUACUAGACCGAUCUCGAUGUAACUAACAUCAUUAUAUAGAUGUACUUUAGGAGUUAUUACAAUUAUCACGCGAUCGUUCGUAAGUUUUAAAUGUAAAUAACAAUAAAUACGGUGUUCAAUAAUCGGCAAAAUAAUUGAAAUAUUUUUAGAAUCGUCUCGAAACUAGUUUUUUAUCGCAAUUAUAACGAUAGAGAGAUAAUUUAAAACCCCAUUUAUUCUGUACAUGGUUAGUAUAGUAUAUAAUUAUAUUUAUAUAGUUUAGUAUGUCUGUGGUAAGCGAAUAUGUAUUUAUUGUGCUGAUGUCGUCCGAAUUUUGUAUUCAAUUUGCGACCGUUUUGGUAAGACCAGUCUUGAAUCAUUGUCAACUUGUGUAACUCCGACUAAUCAUGGAGACUCAUUGUUUUUGACAAACGGUUACAGUAUACCUACUACAUCAAACAGUCAUUUUAACUACAUAGUUUGAUAUAAGUUCAGAGAACCUGCUUUAUCAGUCCUCUAAACAUGGUUCUUUCUAUGAGAAUAUGGCGCAAAAACAGAGCAAAAAUCCUUUAAUUUAAUAAAUCCAAUUUGAAGCAAACUGGAAAUCUGAUGAUAUCACAGGGUUGCCAGGUGAAGGCAAAUUAAGUACUGCCAAACUAAAAAAAUGCUUGGUAGUUUUUCAAGAUUUCAUGCACUUCAAUUUAAUAAGAACGGUUUCAACACAUAUAACAUUAAUUAGUUCUUUUGAAGAACUGCCUCCAAAAAUAUAAGAAAUAUCUGGCAGUCCACUUUUCGCAUUUGUAUAUUUCAUAAAUAAAUGGCGAAUUGAUAACAAUGUAAGUGAUGUUGUACUUAUUAUAGUAUUAAGUUGUUAUUUUACUAUAUCUUUUUAAUUAUUCAAUUGUUUUAUUUUUAUUUGAGAAUGCCAGAACAAUUGACUGAGAUAUCGACGCACAAAGAAACGUUAUACCGAUUGGAGUUCUGGUUGUCUAGUUACUGUUAAAAAUUUGACUUUUGUAUCAAUACAUCCUGAGAUGUUGUACGUUAUUAAAAUACAGCAGAGUCGUGCCACAUAACCUAUCUAUACUUUACAAAAACUCCUGUAUAAAUGAUAAUUUCAAAAGAAUAUCGGAAUUUCAUAGAAUUUGAAAGUAAUAGAAGUUUCACACAAUUUAAUAUAUUUCGAAAAGAUAUAAUAAGUACAGCACCACAAAAUAAUAUAAUAAUAAGUCUAGUCAUGUUAGCUCUAAUGAAUGUGAUGUUAUUUAGUUGAAUUUUUACUUUGUUGGCGUUUGCAAUACUAUUGUUUUACAAAAAUGAUCCCUUUUAUAGAAAAGGACUGAUCGGUUCGUCUUUUAUAACAGACGCUUCGUUAUUAAAGAUUGUAUAACUGUG